CUCAUCGAAUCACGGAUAUCAACGUUUCACACUGCUGUACAAGUUUCUAGCAAAUUGGAUCUGGUAUGUGUUGUAUUAUUGCGGACUGACUUGACUGAAGAAGAAGAAGAAGAUGAAGGUCCUGUGAUUUAUGAGGACAAGGACAGUGAUGAAGAAGGAGGAGUAGAGGAAGCAAUGGAGACAGAUGAAGAGGCUGACGAAUCAGAGGAUGAAGCAGCUGAUGGUGUCAACGGUUUUGAUG
This is a messenger RNA of Eruca vesicaria subsp. sativa (arugula), 241 nucleotides long. Lineage: Eukaryota; Viridiplantae; Streptophyta; Magnoliopsida; Brassicales; Brassicaceae. The record is from the annotation of a GenBank genome assembly.